AUGACGAGAGUUAUCAGCUGUUCUGGAAACAGCUUGAAAAUUGAGAGAAGUUCUUUCGAACUGGGAGAACCAACUGUUCCAAGAAAGAGAAAGGUUGUCAGACGGAUUGAAGACGGACCGUCUGUUGCUGAUCAUUAUGAUUCUUCUAAAGACCAUUUCAGAGCGUGGUUUUCGUCACUGCGUCCAAUCCAUACAGCAGAGAAACAUCGCAGCAGCAGCUGGGGCAUUGACGAAGAGCCACUACUAGGAAACACAUCGGACAACUCUAAGGUGAUUUCUGACAGAAAUGAAAUAUUUCUAAAAACCGCAACAGCCACACUCUUUCCUGAUACUCUCACUGUCCAAACUAAGAUAUUUUUUUUUAUUCAUGUCACAAAACGAGCCUAUGCGUCUAACGCUAUUGAUGGAGACAACAGAAAGGGAAUGAGCGGUCGAGCUGAAGAAGAAUCAUUUAUGUGUGCAUUGACAUCUAAUAGGACAAGGAAACACCCAAUGAAGUACUUGAAAAUAGAAAUGAGAAGUGAAGAGUACAUUUCAUGUGUAAUGGUACAUUUGAGGGACGGCUUGACAAGACGAAUGUAUCAGGACGGAUUGACGAUCAGGGUCAGUAAGACGUCCGACGUCCAUUCUGCUACACCAUGUGGCGCUAGGGUAUACAAUGCCCGUCACGACGGACAGUCUCCAGUCUUUGUUUGCUUGAAACAAGCACGGUUCAUUUGGGUUGUCUUGGAAAACAGUUCGCAGCCUCUUCAAGUGUGCGAAGUUCAGGCAUACGGAGAUCCGAUGAAUUUGAAUGCUCCAGGCAUUACGUCAUUGUCAGACGGAUCGUAUGGCACAGGCGGUUUAACUGGAAAUUCCAGCAACGCUGUUGAUGGCGAUUCUGCUAUCGGUAAAUCAAUUGGCAGUUUUAGCAAUGUGAACGCAUAUCGAGCGAUCUGCGGGUUACCAUACAACGCAAGUCAAGGACAGUCACCAACUUUUGUAUGCAACAAACUUGGAAGCUACGUCUGGUUAACGUUAACAGCCAACCACCGCCUUGAAGUCUGUGAAGUUGAAGUCUACGCAGAUGUUCACUGCGUUGUUCCUGGUGUUCUUGCCAACGGCAACUACAGCAUUACAAAUGACUCUGUGGGUGGAUCUCUGUCAGUUGAAUGUGAUCAAGGGCUAAAGGCUCAACCAAUUACAUGUGAACGUAGUGGAAAUUGGAGCAGACCAUUGCCAACAUGCGAAGAGUUUUGUGAGCCUCCUAAACUCGCGAAUGGAUACCUUGAAUUUAUUGACAAAAAGGGAAUGCUUGGUGCUACAGUGCGGUAUCAUUGUAAUCUAGGCUUCCAGUUAUCUGACCAGAAAUUUAAAACAAGGAGAUGCCAAAAAAACAGAAAUUGGUCAGGAACGGCACCAACUUGCACUCCUGUCAACUGUGGAGCACCUACAGUUUCGAAGAACGGCUACUUUAGUGGACAGACGACAUACCAAUCUAUUAUCACAUUUGGUUGCAACGAUGGCUACUACAUUGUCGGUGCUAGGAAUGCCAGAUGUCUUUAUACCAAGUCGUGGAACAAGAAGGCACCAAAAUGUAUCUCGUUUUGUGAGCCUCCAGUACUAAGGAAUGGACGCCUUCAAUUUAGUGACAAUAAAGGAAAGCACGACGUUCGCAGUACAGUAACGUAUAGUUGUAAUCGAGGGUUUGAGUUAUCUGACAAAAUAAAAACAAGACGAUGCCUAGAAAGCAGACAAUGGUCAGGAACGGCACCAACUUGUACUCGUGUCGACUGCGUAGCACCUAGAGUUUCAGAGAACGGCUACUAUAAUGGACAGACCACCUACCAGUCUAUGAUCGAGUUUGGUUGCAACAAAGGUUAUUACAUAGACGGUGCUACAACGGCCAGAUGUCUUCAUACAAGAGAGUGGGACAACAAAGCGCCAAAGUGCCAAAGGGGAGACUGCGGGAGAGCUGAUCAAGUAGAAAACGGCUUUUGUAAAUAUACGCACAGUUAUAUGGACGGUGUAAGAGCGUGCGAAUGCAACUAUGGCUACAAGUUUUCUGAUUCUCUACAUCGACUCAAAUUUGCGUUUUGUAACAUCACAACAAAUGGCGCAAAAUGGAGCAACUCUCUUCCAGCAUGCAAAAAGAUAAUGUGUCCGCCAUUGAUCGAAGAUAAAUUAUCAAACGCAGAUUUGAACUACACUGGAAAUCAUUACAAAAACCUUUCGACUUAUAGUUGUCUAUCUGGCUAUAAACCAGUAACAGGUCACUUCGAGAGACGUUGCCAAUACAACGAAAUGUGGACAAACCAAUCACUGCAGUGUGCCAAAAAGACGUGCGGUCGUUUAGAAAAUCCUACAAAUGGCUUUGUAAUACACUUAGGACAAACAAAAGGUGAUGAGUACGGUAGCAAAGUCACUUACAUCUGUUCCAAAGGGUUCCAGCUCAAAGGGUCUAGGGAAAGAACAUGUAAUGCUUCCGGACUAUGGGACGGAGAAGAGCCAAUUUGCCAACGUAACAACUGCGAAUCACUUUCUUCGCCAAAUAACGGCAACGUUACAACUCAGGAGAUACACACUACUGUUAUAGCAACGUACUCUUGCAAGUCAGGAUAUCUAUUGAAAGACGGAGACAGUACUAGAAUUUGUUUGCCAAGUGGGCUGUGGAGUGGCACUCAUCCCUCAUGUGAAGCGUAUGCAUGCAGCUGCGAUUCUACUCAAUCCCGUCGAGAUGCUAACAAGAAACGACACGCUGUUGUUUUGUUGCAAAUAACAUCUUUACGCCAAGAAAGGAAAGGGCAAGUAUUAUACAAAGCUAAAGUAAAAAACGUCUGCCGCGCCAACAAUGCCAUAGCACGCAAGAUAAAGUCUGGAAAUUUGGCUUUGCUGGCCGUCACACAAAUAACUCAGCAUCAAACAUGCAGCUGCCCGGACUUUCAGAGAGAUGCCAUGUACACAGUAGCUGUCAACGUCAAUGGAAAAUACGGAAAGAGUUGGAAUCUAGAAGUUCCUCGAAACUUUUACGUUACAGAAUCAUCAGUAUGCUAACAACAAACUUGAUGUUUUGCUUCUGAUGUAAGUGAGUGUAUGGUUGGUCAUAAAAAGACGGAUUUAGAUUCCGCAAACUUUGUUGAAGUUAGAAACGGCUGU
Molecule: messenger RNA, 3135 nt
Organism: Corticium candelabrum
Lineage: Eukaryota; Metazoa; Porifera; Homoscleromorpha; Homosclerophorida; Plakinidae
Product: CUB and sushi domain-containing protein 3-like
Exons: 17
Coding region: 1-3033 (1010 amino acids)
Source: RefSeq, a predicted model, not a curated record